Nerophis lumbriciformis (worm pipefish) is the source of this 330-nucleotide messenger RNA. NCBI's taxonomy places the organism in Eukaryota, Metazoa, Chordata, Actinopteri, Syngnathiformes, Syngnathidae. The record is from RefSeq and is a predicted model, not a curated record.
AUGGCGAUGAACAGCAUCCUCAACGCUGACAACAUCAAGAAAGCUUUAGAUGCAUUUGCAGUGGCUGACUCUUUUGACCAUAAGAGGUUUUUUGAGAUGAUUGGCUUGAAGAACAAGUCUUCUGACGACGUGAAGAAGGUCUUCAAGGUUCUGGAUGCUGACAACAGUGGCUAUAUAGAGGAGGAGGAGCUCAAAUUUGUCUUGAAGGGCUUUGCCAAAGAUGGCAGGGACCUGACAGAUAAGGAAACCAAAACAUUUUUAUAUGCAGCUGAUAAGGAUGGAGACGGCAAGAUUGGAGUUGAGGAAUUUACUGCCCUUGUGAAAGAAUAG